Messenger RNA from Sphaeramia orbicularis (orbiculate cardinalfish), 2346 nucleotides. RefSeq lists its product as uncharacterized. The record is from RefSeq and is a predicted model, not a curated record. Gene Ontology annotation, molecular function: zinc ion binding. The transcript is spliced from 12 exons. Lineage: Eukaryota; Metazoa; Chordata; Actinopteri; Kurtiformes; Apogonidae. The coding region runs from base 328 to 2298 and encodes 656 amino acids.
ACCGUUUGUUUUUGAUAAAAGUCAUUUUCCACCGAUAACAAUAAUAAACUCAUCAGAGUGAAAUGAAAAACACAAACAUUGGUUAACGUUAGCUCGUAGUGUUGCUCUUUUUCUGGUUUAGGGAACGUUUUAUCACACAAUUCUUAUUAUUUAGUCCACUGGUAGAUUUGGAUAAAGUAGGAGUAGAUCUCUACUUUUCCUAAUCGUAAAUCCAUGUUAAUAAAGUUAAUGUUUAACCCAGGCCUCAUAGUGUCACAUUCAGUGACCUGUGUAAAUGUCACUUGUGUCACGUAGCGGACCUGUUAAAAACACGAAGGGGCAAUAACGAUGGAGAACGGUGAAGAAGAAAAGGCGGGAAAUUUGGACCUGCCCCCACAGACACAACCUCUGUGCCGCUUCUUCUCCCAGGGACGUCACUGCAAUUUUGGGAAGAAAUGCAGAUUUCUGCAUGUCAGAGUUGAUGCCCCAGCUCAUGAGAAGAAGCACUCUGACACCCAAGUGCAUGCAGGGAGCCAUGGAGGAAAUGUGGGUCAGAUGCCUCCCCUCACUGACAACUCCAAGACUGGUCCAGGAGCUAACCGCCGUGUGUGCCGAUACUUCAUAUCAGGCUUCUGUGCGAUGGAGGACAGAUGUCGCUUCUGGCAUCCACCACAGUACCCUUCAUUGGAGGAUCCACUUGCUCCUCAGAGGCCUGCCCAGAGGAUGCAACCAGUACCCCAUCCCGGCAUGGCCCGGGAGGUCAAACUCUGUGACCUCACGGAGGAUGUUGCCAAAAAACUACGAGACACAGAGAUCCAGCAGCUGAAGAAGCGUUUCCCAAAGGACCAGCUGAUUAUUCAGGAACGAAGUGAUGGAAAACUUACUUAUUACAGAGCUACUGUAGAAGCCACUGAUCCAGACUGGCCUUUUGAUCUGAAAGAGGUUGACAUCAUGGUGAGCUUCCCAGACAGUUAUCCUCAAGAGAUUUUUACUUUGGAUAUACCCCUGGACCAGGAUCUGCCACCAGUAAUGGCAAGACAUGUGCAGCAAGCAUCAGUGGAGUGGCUUCAGGCUAAACACGCAACCAACCAACUUAUGGGAAAAGUUGAGCUGCUCUUCCGACCUUUUCUGCGAUGGCUAGAUCGGAGUUUGGAGAGACUGUUUGUAGAAGGAGCCAGGCAGUUGAAGAAAGACAAAGAUUUAGAAAAAGCUGGACUGCAGUUCAUAUCGUACCAGGAGCUCCAGGCAGCAGUAUCUGAAAAAUCUGGGAAUGAGCCCCCAUCUGAGCCUGCUUCUGACACUGCAGGUACAGAUGCAGAAACACGUGAAGAAGGAAAGGCAGAAAAGACACAGGAUGGGAAGACAGUCAUGGAGGGGAAGGAGAGCCAAAGCUGUGGUGAAGGACAGCAGCAGGAGCUGGAGGAAGCCAGUCAUCUGGUGGAAAACAUCAAGUUAAGUGACCCACGCAGAGGCACGGAGGUGAAGCUGCUGGGACUGAGACUCGGAGAGAACACAGCCACCAUAGCAGCCCAACAGAUCACCGUUUGCCUUCAGUGUAACCGGUGUAAGGUAACUGCAGACCUGACGCUGACUGGGAGGACGCCCUGCUCAGCUCAGUGUGAGAAGUGCAGUGCAAGCAUCAAUGCUGCAUUCAGGCCCUGCUUGUUGCACCAUUACAGUGAUGUCCUAGGAUACCUGGACCUCCACAACGCUACACCAGCUGACCUUGUACUACAGGACUGUGAUCUUAUUGUGGGCUGCCUCAACUGCUCCCAGGAGUUCCCUGUGCAGAAUAUCUCCUAUGGUCAAACAAAGGACUUCAAUUGUGAAGAAUGUCACAGCAAGCUCAGCAUCCUGGCAGAGAGUGCAAGAUUUCAGUAUAUUCCACCACGCGCCAACAAAACAGGCCCCAGUGAUAAAGCUGUUAAUUAUAAGACAAUAAGAGAUCCUGCUGUGCAAAAAGGGAAGCCACUGCCAGAAAAGGGAACGUGCAAGCAUUACAAACAGAGCCAUCGCUGGCUUCGGUUUCCCUGCUGUGGACGGGCUUACCCCUGUGAUGUGUGUCAUGAUGAAGAUCAGGACCAUCCAAUGGAACUCGCCAGCAGGAUGAUCUGUGGUUACUGCGCCAAAGAACAGCCUUACUCCAAUGGAAAGCCUUGCACCAGCUGUGGAAGCAUGAUGACAAGAGGGGCACGAACCAGCCACUGGGAGGGAGGACUAGGAUGCAGAAAUAAAGUCAAAAUGAGCAGAAAUGAUAAACAAAAAUAUGCCAACACUAACAAGACGGUUUCACGGAAGGCGGCAAGUGACAAGAAGUAAUGAUUGAAGAAAGAGAUGAAUUCAACUGAUUAAUUCCUGACAGAAAAU